UUUCAUUUACGGAAUUGUAAAGGCUUUAUAAUGUUUUGAUAAUAAAUGUUCUCAUUUCAGAUAAUGUAUCUAAAUACUAUAUUAUUGAGCUUCAUGCUCAUGGUAUUAUCAAAAGCUGACUAUCCAUUAGAUAUUUAUAAUGAAUUCGAUGAAGUACCUCUAGGAUCAAUAAGUACUAGAAAUGAACAACGGGUAUACAGAUUACCAGAAAAUGUAAAACCUUUAGAUUACGACAUUUAUAUAGAUUUGUUCUUUAAAGAAAAUACCGACAAGCCGUUUAGUUAUGAAGGGAGAGAAAAUAUUCUUAUUCAGGUGUUAGAAGAAAAUGUUAGUGAGAUCGUUUUACAUGCCAAUGUCGAUAGCAUUAAUGAUGUUACUUUGCGGACAGUAAGUGGCGCUGAAUCUGGAUCGGAAGUACCAAUAAAUAGAUACUACACAGAACCGCAGUACCAUUUCUUGAAAAUCGACCUCAACAAUACUUUGAGUGUAAAUGACAAUUAUACUUUGUUCAUAAGUUAUUCCAGCACCAUGAACGAAGGUCCUCUAAAAAGGGGAAUAUGGAGAGGCUGGUACGUCGACGCUGACGGUGUUGAAAGAAUUUACGCUACAACUCAUUUCCAGCCAUAUAAUGCUCGACAAGCAUUCCCCUGUUGGGAUGAGCCACUGUUUAAAGCUAUAUUUACAUUGCAUCUUUCGAGACCAUUUAAUUAUUCCAGCACUUUUUCCAAUACAGCUAUUAUAUCAUCAGAACCGAUUGAAGGGGAUCGAAUUGUAGACCAUUUCUACCCGAGUCCUGUAAUGUCUUCAUAUCUCGUAACCUUUUUAGUAAGCGAGACUUUCAAAGUAAUUGCUGAAGAUACAAGUUUUAACCCACCAAUUAGGAUUAUAGGUAGAUCAAACACUGCUGGACUAGGUGGCCCAGCUUUGGAACUGGCAGUUAAGCUGACGAAACACUUUGAUGAAUAUUUUGGUAUACCAUAUUCGAGUUUACAUCCAUACCUUCUAAAUGAUCAUAUAGCUUCUCCAGAUUGGGCUUCUGCAGGGACGGAAAACUGGGGGAUGAUUAGUUACAGGGAAUUGUAUUUAAUUAUCGAUAGUCAAGUAACAAUUAUGUCGGUGGAACAUUAUUCAGCCACUCUGGUUUCCCAUGAACUGGCACAUAAGUGGUUUGGAAAUCUAAUCACUUGCUACUGGUGGAGUAACACUUGGAUCAACGAAGGUUAUGCCAGUUACUUUGGAUACAUGGCUACUCAUCAGGUGUUCCCGCAAUAUGAAUUACAUGAACACUUCAAUUCUCGUUACCUUCAGACUUCUUUAUCAUUUGAUUCGGGUACUGGCACUGUACCAUUGAAUCAUGACGUUAAUACGCCUGCCCAAGUUACUGGCCACUUCGGAACUAUUAGUUACUCUAAAGCAGCUGCCUUUUUAAGAAUGACAGCUAAUAUGAUAUCGCCGGAAACCUUUAGAAAAUCUUGUCAAUACUUCUUGAGAAACAAUCCUUAUCAAGCUACAGAUCAAUAUGACUUGUUCAAAGCAUUUAAUGAUGCUGUAACAGAAGACGGGACUUUAUCAGAUUAUCUUCAUUUCAAUUUCACUCAGUAUUAUGAUAUUUGGGUAAAUCAACCGGGCUACCCUAUUUUAAUCGUCAAUGUGGACCAUUCAACUGGUGAAAUGGCGCUACGACAAGAACGCUUCUUCUUAAGUGCAUCAGCUGAAUCCACUGGCCAAGUUUAUCCAAUACCCAUAACUUACUCUACCAGAAGAAACAAAAUUUUUGAACAACUGAAACCGUCUGAUAUGAUGAGCACCGAGCAAAUGGUGUUACAAAAGGCCAGUGGUGAAGAGUGGGUUAUUUUCAACCACCAGCAACAGGCACAUUAUAGAGUAACAUACGAUGAUAAAACAUGGAGUUUAAUAGCAGAGGCUUUGGAAAAUGACCGAGAUUCUAUACAUCAUCUGAACAGAGCCCAAGUAGUCGAUGAUGUGUUUGCUCUUAUGAGAUCAGGCAGAAUGAGUUAUGAUCAAGGUUUUAGCAUUCUUCGAUUUCUCCGCAACGAAGACAACUACCAUGUUUGGAAUCCUGCUAUAUCUGGAUUCACUUGGCUUAGAAAUAGAUUAAGACAUUUGCCUGACAGUCAAGCAGAGUUCGAUUCUAUUAUUCUUAGCUACAUGGAGCACGUGAUCAAUGUCGUCGGAUACGAACCGUCAUCAACAGAGACCCCUACUGUGAGCAUGUUGCGACAGGAAGUUUUGCAGUUUGCCUGUAAUCUUUUCCAUAUGAAGUGCAUUGAGGAAUCUACACGGAGAUUCAUGGAUAUGCGUGUUAAUUCUACUGUUGUGGAUCGCCGUAUUCGACGUAACGUAUAUAUGAACGGCAUCAGACAAGGUGAAUCAGAAGAUUUUGAUUUUCUCCUUGAUCUAUUCUAUAAAUCUAAUAUCGCUAAUGACCGAUUGGAAAUGUUGAGAGCCUUAGGAGCCACCAAAAAUCCAACACUGCUGACAAGAUACCUUGAAUUAACACUUACUCGAAAUGUGAGGUCCCAUGACAAACUGAACUCGUUUAACUAUGCUCUUCUUGGUCACGAAGAUAAUGCUAAUACCGUUCUAGAAUUCGUUAAAGAGAAUAUAGAUGAUAUAAGGAUACAAUAUGUUGAAGAUUCUCCACCAAAUCCUGUACACUCUGCUUUGUCCAAUCUUGCUUCAUAUUUGAAUGAACCAGGUCUAGCCGAUUAUGAAAAUUGGCUUCGCAGUACGCAGUCUGAUACUGCCCAGUUCAGUAGUGCACUUGCAUCUAUUAACUCAGCUCGUGCCAACAUCGCUUGGGGUACUGCUAAUGCUGAUAUCAUAUUGUCUGCAGCAAGAGGU
Molecule: messenger RNA, 2865 nt
Organism: Diatraea saccharalis (sugarcane borer)
Lineage: Eukaryota; Metazoa; Arthropoda; Insecta; Lepidoptera; Crambidae
Source: the annotation of a GenBank genome assembly